This is a messenger RNA of Cantharellus anzutake, 980 nucleotides long. Its product is annotated as vesicular-fusion protein SEC17. Gene Ontology annotation, biological process: SNARE complex disassembly; intracellular protein transport. The record is from RefSeq and is a predicted model, not a curated record. Gene Ontology annotation, molecular function: syntaxin binding; soluble NSF attachment protein activity. Gene Ontology annotation, cellular component: vacuolar membrane; SNARE complex. The transcript has 6 exons. Lineage: Eukaryota; Fungi; Basidiomycota; Agaricomycetes; Cantharellales; Hydnaceae. Bases 43 to 915 code for a protein of 290 amino acids.
CCCGUCAAUACAGUUGCUCGCAAGCGACACGCCGUCAGAACGAUGUCCAAGCCCUCGCCGGCACAAGUUUUACUAGCCAAGGCGGACAAGAAGUACAACUCUAGCACUGGAUGGUUUUCAUCAUCUGCUUCCAAAUACGAAGAAGCCGGUGAUCUCUACCAACAGGCCGCCAAUGCCUUCAAACUGGAAAAAUUGUUCAAAGAGAGUGGCGAUGCUUUCGCCAAAGAGGCCGACUGUCGUGAUAAGCAAGGGGAACGAGACGAAGCUGCGAAUGCAUGGUGGAAUGCGGCUAAGGCUUACAAGCAGGGCCAUCUGGACCUGGCCAUAACCGCACUCUCAUCGACUGUCACAUUAUUGACACACCUUGGACGCUUCCGACAGGCUGCUGAUCGCGAGAAAGAGGUAGCGCAGCUAUAUCUUCAAGAGCUGAAAGACCUCGGCAAAGCAUGCGAGAGUCUUGAACGUGCUGGAGAGUGGUAUUCACAAGAAGAUGCGAAAGCGACUGCAAAUGGAUGCUUCAAGGAUGCAGCUGAUUUGCACGCGGAGCUAAAUGAGUUCCCUGCUGCCAUCGCCAGAUACGAACAAGUCGCAAAUCACUCUCUCACUUCUUCGUUGACGAAGUACAGCGUGAAGGAGUACUGGCUCCGAGCGGGUCUUUGCGCUUUAGCCAAUCAUGAUACUGUCACGGCUCAGCGGAACCUCAAUAAAUAUGGUACACAAGAUGUCACAUUUCCGUCAACGCGAGAAGCCAAGUUCCUCAAUGUCCUUAUCAAUACCAUCGACAACGGAGAUGAAGAGGCUUUUACUGCCGCGAUUGUGGAAUAUGACCAGAUUUCAAAAUUGGACAAUUGGAAAACUAACAUACUUUUGAAGAUCAAGAGAAGCAUUCAGAAUGAGGAGGACAACCUGACAUGAAUUUAAUGACGCAAUGUAUAUUAAUUACGAUUAAUGGCACACAAUAACCGUCCGGCCGCCAUAUG